Messenger RNA from Lolium perenne, 1543 nucleotides. The record is from RefSeq and is a predicted model, not a curated record. NCBI's taxonomy places the organism in Eukaryota, Viridiplantae, Streptophyta, Magnoliopsida, Poales, Poaceae.
GGAGAAGUCGAGACGUGCAAUCGUGGACGCGUGUCGCGUUGCAGAAGUCCAAGACGUGCAGACGUGCACCGGUGCACGCGUAGGACGCGGGUCGCAUUAACCACCCCUCGCCUUUAUAGACGCCUCCUCGCACUCUCUCUGUCACUCUCACUCGCUCACGCAUCGCCAACUCUCUCACGUCCCAUCAUCUUCUCCAAAGCAAAAAACCCUCUCCCUCUCCCUCUUCCUCUUCCUCCGCCGUAGAGAUGGACAAGGAGAAUGCCAAUCCCAUCGUCGAGGUGGGCGCAAAGCGCGACGCCUCCAUCUUCGGCGCCGUCCCCUAUACGGACGACGACGCCUCCGCCGCCGCCGCCGCCGCCGGUGCAUCGGACGCUGCUGCCGCCGGUGGCAGUCAGAUCCCGGCGGGAUGGGUCGACCCCUACGACCCCGUGCCGUACGUCCCGCCCCCGAACCCCUACGACACCUCCCUGGAGGACCCAUGGAACGAGAUGUCUGGCAGCGACGUCGGCAGCGACGAAGAGGAGGAGGACGUCAAGACUCGCCAGGUCCUGCGGAGGCUGCAGGUCGGCCAGUACAUCUCCUACUUCGCCAAGGAGGUGUACAGGUGCCCCUUCUGCACCAGGAGACUCGGCGCCACGGACUUCAACUGCCUCGUCACGCAUGCUGAGAACAUCAGCAACACCUUCCCCAACGUCGGCACGACGGUGAACGUCCACUCCUUCCGCGCCAAGCACAGUGGCGCUCGGCAUGCACCUCCGCAGCUUGCAGCGGGUGGAGAUCUCCGCCGGCCGCAUGCCUCCGCUCAAGCCCAAGGCUCCCAAGGGGAGCAAGAGCAACAAGUGGAGGCAGAGCCAGAUGGGGUAGGCGGAGUCCCUGGACGUGUGCUGCUGCUGCUGCUGCCUCCUAGUUUGUUGUUGGGAUCCCUUUGUUGUUAGCUAGGGAUCCCUUGUUGUUAUGUUAAUAUGAUGGUGCUGUGAAGAACCUGUUACUAUGUUGGCUGCUGUGUAUGCAGCCUAUUAUCUAUCCAUAUUAUCUAGGGAUUAUCUAUCCCUAGUCUACUAUAUUUUGUUGGCCGUACUUAGUUUUCUUGAUUUACUAUGACUGUGAAUUUAUCGUACAUUAUCCUGGAGAUUUGCUUCUAGAUUUAACUACAUACAUAUGGACCAGAGGGAGUACUAGAUUUGCUGCCAUAUUGGGCAAACAACGAGGGCCAAAAGGCACAAAUAAUUGAAGAAAGUCAGAAAUGCAAGCUUCUCUAGAUUUUAUACUAAUUUGGUGAAAAGGACAGAGAGAAAGAGGGGAAAAAGGUGCACUAAAUAAUGCCAAUUUGGGGCCGAGAGAGACAGAACCCAGCUCCUGCUCACGUGCAACCAAACGCUUCUCGUCCUGUCCCACGCGGUCCCUUUCUACCAGCCCCACGCGACGCGGGCCCACACGACGCGGCCCCACACGACGCGGCCCCACACGUGACAGAACGGUCAACUAAACGGGAAUCCUGCCGUCUGAGUUGCUUCUGCGGGUUUCAGACAAACGUUUGGGGGUA